This is a messenger RNA of Diabrotica virgifera virgifera (western corn rootworm), 14981 nucleotides long. RefSeq names its product B-cell lymphoma/leukemia 11B (gene Cph). The record is from RefSeq and is a predicted model, not a curated record. Gene Ontology annotation, molecular function: RNA polymerase II cis-regulatory region sequence-specific DNA binding; DNA-binding transcription factor activity. NCBI's taxonomy places the organism in Eukaryota, Metazoa, Arthropoda, Insecta, Coleoptera, Chrysomelidae. The transcript has 5 exons. Gene Ontology annotation, cellular component: nucleus. Gene Ontology annotation, biological process: regulation of transcription by RNA polymerase II. The coding region runs from base 393 to 2906 and encodes 837 amino acids.
AGCCACGAAGCGCAGCGAUACGACACGAUAGAUCCCGAUCGGGACACGGCCGAGAAUCGCCUGAAUCGCGCUGGCCGUAGAAACACACGCGUUUGGACCGGUGUGCUGACCGCACAGCAUCAGGGUCCAGGGACUACUUGAUCUUUUAACUAACGAAACGAAAACCCUCUGACCCCUCAACCUGCCGGCUUAAAUAUACACGCGCUUUUUACUGCUUUUUGGUAUUAGUUUAUUUUUUAUGUUGGGAUUGACUCUGUUAAUUUUGUUUGGUGUUUUCUUUUCAAGUGACUGACACAGUGACGAUGAUUUAGUGAAACUAUUAUUUUUUCUUUUGGAAAUGAUAGACAAAUUAUUUUAGUGCGCGAUAGACUGCCAGUCUAACAAUUUUCAAAAUGAGAAUUAAAAUGCCAGCGGUCAGAAUCGCACAAGGUAAAGACUCCAAAUCAUCUAACAGCUCUAUAAUAAAUGCAGAUGGAGUGGAAGAGGAUCCCCAUCAAGACAUUCUGACCUGCGGCGUCUGUCAAAAACCCUUCGCCCUCUCCGAUAUUGUCCGUUUUAUUCAGCAUAAAGUGACAUCCUGCAACAAAGAAAACUUCGGUCAGUGCUACACCAACAACGAAAAAGAUAGAGAUGGAGACGAGGGAAAUUUACCACUUUCAACUAUCAAUACCAGGAGACCAAGCAUAUCAGCUCCAAUUUCUGGAAAGAAAGCAACUGGAAACAGGGUCCAUACUCCACCACCAGCAUCACCACGACUACCUGCUCCAGGAGAUUUAUGCGUCGAUGGAGCCGCUUCUUCAACUCCGAAAAGGCGAGCUUCCUCACCGCUAACAAGUUCAAGUCCCGAAGAGGACAUAAAACCUUUAAUCAAACAAGAAAAAAUGGAUAAUACGACUUCUUCCGAAGAAAAUAGUUGUAAACGGUCUCGAACAGAAGUUGCUGAUGCAGAAUCAAAUACGACGCAUAGUGAGCCCAGUAAUUACGUCUGUAGUACUUGCAAAGCUCGCUUACAUUCAGCAUGGAGGCUCGUUCAACAUGUACAACACGCACAUGGAAUUAAAAUAUAUGUGGAAAGCUCACCCACGAGUUCCAAGAUUAGUAGCAGUAACAAUCAUAGCGGAAGUAGCUCCAGUAGUUCUAGCUCGGGCUGUUCUGCAGGAGCAGUACCACCGCCUCCACCGAAUAUGAGACACCAUUUGCUUCCUCCACCUGAUCUACAUAAUCCAUUUGGAGUUGGUGGUUUACUAAGAUUGCCGUUACCACCUUUAAACCAUGGUCCUGUACCUCCAGCUCCACUUUUUUCGCGACCCGAUCAUCACUACAGGAUAGAUCAGUUAGUAAGUGAACAGUUUCGCCACCACGGACUUAAUUUAGCAGCAGCUGCUGCAGCUGUAGCUGCAGGAAAUGUUCCUCCACCACCACACACUAGUUUUCCAUCUCCGGCGGAAAGAAAUAACGUUGUUAAUAGUAUACAGUCUAGAGACCGAGGAACUCCAAAUCAACCUUUAUCAUUAGAACCCCAGCUGGAUUUUUACUCGCAGCGGUUGAGGCAAUUGGCAGGCACCACCAGCCCGGGAACGGCACAGGCAGGCUCACCGUUACCCCGCAAGCACUCACCGCCUUUUGCGAGUCCCUCCCCUUCCCAAAUGCCGCCAACUUCUAUUCCCAAUAAUACCAGUUCCAGUAGUAAUCAUAACAAUAAUAAUUUGAGUAGCAAUAGUAGUAGGCCACCGAGCGUUUCUCCACCGACGAAGUCGGAUGACCAAAUUUUGAAUACUCCGAGAUCAGCCAGUACUCCACCAGGGAAACCAGGAUCACCUAAAAAUUCAAAUUCUGCAGAUAAUGUUCAUUCUUGUGAUUAUUGUGGGAAGAAGUUUCGUUACCAAAAUAACCUUGAAGUUCAUAAACGAACUCAUACAGGUGAACUCCCAUAUAAAUGUACAGUUUGUGAUCAUGUUUGUGCGCAAAGUUCUAAAUUAAAAAAGCAUAUGAAAAUACAUCGAACUCCAGAUGACCGGAAUAGUAAUGCUGGUUCAGUGGAGACAUUAGAUGGUGAUGAUAGCGAAGAGGAUGAAGAAGUGGAAGACGAGGAGGAAGAUGAGGAAGAAAUGGAGGAAGAAGAAGAAGCGGAAGAUUUAAGUGUUCCUAGCCAAAUUCCAAAAAACCCAACGAGUCCAUCAGCUUCACUAGUUGGUGAACUGAUGGACAAAUUUGGUUUGAGUAAUAUAGCUCAAUAUAGUGAAGCAUAUAAACAGGCUUUACAAGAAUCUAGUACUGCCCUGAAACUUCAGUUUCAUAAAGACAGGGACAACAAUAAUACAAGUUUACUAACUCACCUUAAAAUUAAAGAUGAGUUUGCCAAAGGUUUGUUACCAGUACCACCUCCACAACCAUUACCUCUUUUUCCUCCAUUUAACGAUACAUUUGAUGCAUCCAAGCGACUGAAAAUGGAACUAGAAAGAAAUGACUGGUGGUUACCUAGUUUACCAAGAGACAGUAAGGGACUACCUGGUCCUAGUGCACUAAUUCCAAAUCCUUUAAUCAAAAAAGAAUCACGACGUAACGAUACUUGUGAAUAUUGUGGAAAAGUUUUUAAAAAUUGUUCAAAUUUAACGGUACACAGAAGAUCACACACAGGCGAGAAACCUUAUAAAUGUGAACUUUGUUCCUAUGCUUGUGCGCAGAGUUCCAAGCUUACACGCCACAUGAAGACACAUGGUAGAAUCGGUAAAGACGUUUAUAGGUGUCGAUUCUGUGAAAUGCCGUUUUCGGUUCCUUCAACAUUAGAAAAGCAUAUGCGAAAAUGUGUAGUCAAUCAAGGUAAGGGUCAUUUGUUAGGCACAAUGCCCAUGCUAUCAGGAGACGAGGAUUCAUCGACGAGCAUAACCUCCAAAGAGGCCGUAUGACUCUUUCCGUGGGGUGGGAUGAGAUUGCCCCCUCCACCUCCCAGUUUAACGUACUAGUCCUAAUGAACUCUUUAGAAGAAUUGUUGUUGUGAACAGUGAUUUUUGCCUCCAUCUGGCCUAAUUUGAUUUUUUGUUGAUAUUUUCUAAGAGGUGAAGUCAACCUAAAAUAAAAUUAACCUAGAACUGUUAAUGAAGAGUAUUGCAAUGAUAAUUUUGGAAUAUUUGUUAAAUUUUUAAUUAUUUUUAUUGAUUUAUUAUAUGAUUAUUAUGGUAUAAUAUGAACAUUUGGCAAAAUUUAACCCCAACUGUAUUUUAUUUGUACUACUCACUGAUCAUAAAAGAGCUGGAAAAAGUUAUUGUUAAAGAAUUAGAAGAGGGUAAGGAGAAAUUGAACAGUUUAGAGCUAAUCGUCAAUUGAUUAUCAGUGGUACAGUCUGUUUGGUGUUGGAUUAGAUAUAGCCCACUGAAGGAAGCACUAAAAUCGGCAACGUUGCUUAUGACAAUGAGUUGCAUUGCCACUGUAGAAUUACGAAUCAGGUGCAUUAAGUAGAAGCGGGGAAGCAGUGUUGCCGUGUAUAGGUGUCUAAUUUAAAACUAAACGGUCUGUAUAAUAGUUAUUCGUACAAUUUUACCAAAUGGUAUUUUAGAGUAAAGUUAAAGUUUUCUACUGAAUUUGACUAAAUUAUAAUUGCAUAUUCUUCCUGUUUUAUGACAUAAAAAUGUAUAGUAUUAAUAUAUUAUAUAAACGUUUAUCCCUAAAUAAAAUUCACUUGACGGGAUACGUAUUUUCUUUGUAACUGAUACCAAAGCAAUGUUCUUUUUCCUAAUUAUUAUUCAUUAUUGAGUUUAUUGAUUAAUUACUUGUAUAUUUGUAAUUAGAUAUAUGUUGAGACUGAGAGGGCUAGAUUUUUCAAUAUUUUUUAGGGGCAUUUGUGCCGUCGACGUUUUAGCCCUGUGUACAUUCCCUAUCAUAUCAUUUUUUGGCCAGUAAUAGCCGGUUGUAUAUAUUUCUACGUAGUUAUUUAUUUUUCACAAGGUUUUGGAAAAGUCGUUACAAUAACUCGUUAAAAAACGAAAUAAAAACUGUUUAAUACACACGGUCGAAACAAAAGACUUACAAACGAUAUAAUUAUACAAGUGUACACUCAAGCGUGUCUAGAUUUUGGUGACUACAGAUUGUAAUUCUUAUACGAGGUCUGUACCAAACGCUGAAGUAACUGAGAUAGUUUGAAGUUUAAUUCUUGCAAUGGCUUCCAAUAAUACCGUUAAAUUCGAGACUUGCGUUUUGUCAAAAUCUGUUGCACAAGAAUCCAUGGAUGUGCGCAUUGUUGGAAUGAAGAAACCAGUCGCCGAAUAAUGGUGCAUGGAUGAACACUUCCAUUGUGAAGACUGUUGUAUUGUUUUGGGAUCAUAAAGACAAACCUACAACUCGUCAACUUGUAGGCAUUCAUCAUCAUUCGGAGUGACUUUCCUAGAGAAAUUUUUUUAAAUAAAUUUGUCACAGAUGCAAGUCAUGGUGAGCAAAACCAAUUAUACAUCUGUGUUUUACUCAUACAUUUAUAUUAAAGAACUAUUGCAUCAUUUGCACAUCUUCCACACAUCUUUUUCGAGUGACAUUUUUGCAAUUAACUAGUUUUGAUGGGAAAUAAGCCACAAUUUUACUAAAAAAAUGAUUUUAUUAACGUUUCGACGCCCAAAUCGUGUGUCGUUGUCAAAAUACAAAAAAUAUUAAUGAUUUGGGCAUUAAUUGACUCCCGAUUGGGGCGUCGAAAGUUAAUAAAAUAAUUUUUUUAGUAAAAUUGCGGCUUAUUUUCCAUCAAAACUAGUUAAUCUUUGUUGAGUUUAAAAUAGUGCGAAUUGACUGGUCGCAUUGACUGGUUCGUUAUUUUCGGUGAUAACAAAAAGGGACGAACAAAAAAUAAACGAUGCGUGUAGGGAUGGACUCGAGCCGAGCCGAGCUUUUGACAAGCUUGAGCUCCUCUAGAAAUUUCGAGCCGAGCUCGAGAUAGAAACUCGGCUUGAACUUCGAGCUGCAGGUUGAGCUCGUGGCUCGUGUCGGCUCGGCUCGAAUAUUUCGAGCCGAGCGGGGUUCGGCUGGAAUUUAUUCCAUAUUUUACGGAGACACUGUAUAUUGAAAAUACACAUUUUUUGUAGUCUAAAUUACUUAUUUUCAAACAAAAGUAUCAGCUGUAGCAGAAAUAAAUAAAUUAGAAAAACUAUUAGAAUAUUGGCAAAAAUAUUGACAAGCUCGUUAAGGAAAGCUCGGCUCGUUUCGAAUUCAGCUCGUUUCGGCUCGAAACAAAUUUGAUUUGACUUAUAGCUCGGCUCGCAAGGACAAGCCGAGUCGAGCUAAGCUCGGGCUAGUGACCAUUCCUAGAUGCGCGAUGUAUAUACAAGUCUGUUACUGUGAACUAGACACCUCCGUUGGUAUUAUAAUUGCGAUAUACAUACUAAUGUCAAUACUGUCAAUUGCGUGAGGAAGUACUUACAUUUGUUCCCCAGAGAGGACACUGGAGCAUUUUGACGCCAACUUAUGAACGAAGAUCGGACACUUUGGUACAGAUUUCGUAUAAUUAAUAAGUAUUUGAUCUUGCAUUUAGUAGAUAAUGAUAAUUAAUCUAAACGACUAGCGAACAUGUCAAUACAUAGUGAUGGUGAUAAAUAAAGUAAGAAAUUAAAAUACACUCACUGGAUCAAAAUUUCGCCACCCAAAAUUUUUGAUUAAGUUUGACAAUUUAUAACUUUAUUAUUUGUACUCCGAUUUUAAAGAUUCUUGCAUCAGUUUGUAGGUACAUGUUUUCAUGUCGUUUACUAUUAUUCCUGUAACAAAAAAAUGUUUGCUUAGAUAACAUUAUACGGGGGUGAAUGGAAGCGUUGUAUUUUCCCCUAACUUUAAAAAAUUCUGUGGAAAAAUUGGAGGGCUGAUUUUGUUACAUACUCCUUUUGUAUUAUCCUGGAGGCAUUCUUAAUUUUUGAAUUAUCUGAAUAUCUUUUUUCUUUUAAAAGCUGUAAAUAAAAACACUACUUUGAAGGUUUACUUAAUUAAACAUAUCAAACGCACUUAAAAAUUACAACACAAAACAAAAUUAACAACAAAAUAAAACAAUUUACUAGCGGGUAUGUCUACCUCUCGCAGCAACGACUGCUUGCAAUCUGUUUGGUAUCGAAUAAUGAUAAUAUGUUAUCCUUGCCUGGGGAAUAGUCCGAUAUUCCUCUACCAGGGCCAUAACUGUACCAAAUUUUCUGGAGGCCUAGGAGACGACGAAUAGCUAUUUUUAAUUAAUCCUAUAAAUGCUCAAUAGGAUUGAAAUCUGGGCUCCAUGCGGGCCAUUCUAAUCGUAUCAAUCCAACCUCUAUUUAAGAUAUUUAUGUUUAUGAUUCGAUCAGCGUUUUUAUUUACAAAAACUCUUAGGAAUAUCUCCAGGAUAAAAUCAUAUAAAAGGAGCAUGUAAUAAAAUCAGCCCUGACGACACCAAAACAUGUACCUAUAAAUUGAUGCAAGAAUCUCGAAAAUCGGAUACAAAUAAUACAAAUAAUAAUACAAAUAAUACGAAAAUCCAAAUAAUAAAGUUAUGAAUUGUCAAACUUAAUCAAACAGUUAGUGUAUAUCUUCAAACAGGCAGGUUAAAGAAACUACGGCACCUAAAUUAAGAGUUCUACGAUAAGUAAAUUAACGGUAUUACUAAAUUAUAAAAUAUAUAUUAUUGUUUGUAGAUUCGACCAAACGUAUCAAGCAAUUUAAUUGUUUUAAAUAUAUACUUGUCGAUUAUUCCACGACCCUUGCCCCAGUUAUCCCCAGUGUAAAAUAAAUAAUAAUAAUAAUAUGUCUCUUUAUAUUUGGAAAAUAGUGUUACCUAGUAAAUAUUUCGUACAAAAUUUCUGUCUGUGUUGUUUCAAACCAUAAAAAUAAGUAAAUAUCCAAAGAAUUAAGACGUAAAUAAUAUUAAUUUCCGUUGUUUAAUUUUGUAUAUUUGCUGUUAUUAUUAAAUCUAUAUUUUACUAAAAGGAAAAUGGAUAAUAGAUUUUAUUGUAGAGUUUUUUAUUAAAACUAAAUAAGGACGAAACUUUCAAAAAAAUUAUAUUUUGUUUUCUGAUUAUUUUAUACUAUCAAAUGAAGAACAUUUUAAAGAGUUCUCCCUUCGUAACACCAUGCAUGGAUGGAACAACUUUCUUGUUGCAAAAUAUUUUUUUCUGCUUUAAAACAACUAUGGAAUUUAUUGAUGCAAUUUCUCCUACAAUUGGAUUAAUAAAUGCAGCUUAUACAACCAGCUUCAGCACUACUAAUAUUUGGGAUCAUAAGGAGUAAUAUAAAAUGAGUCAUUGGUUGAGUCUAUACUGAGCAUAUUUUGAAAUUUGAGGUACCUAAUACUUAAAAUGCGUUCAGAAAGUAUUUGUAGAUCUAAUUUUUUGAAAUUUAUAUGUGUUAAAAUCAUGCGAAAAAAAAAUAAAAACAAUAAAGUUUAUUAUCCUAUCAGAAUUCAAAGAGUUUAUACAAAGAAUACAUUCAUUUAUUUUAUCAAUGAUAUACUACUACAAAAGUUACAAUAAACAGAAAAAAAAACAGACUAAAAUGUUAGUUCUAAAGAUGUACAUAAUCUUUAUACAUAAUUUUGUAUAUUAUAAUCUUUAAUAUGGUUAGAAAUAAAUUAUGGCACAUAGCCAAUAUCAGAUCGAAUUUUUAAUAAAAAGUCAAUAGAUAAUGAAUUUGAUACGCUGCUCUAUAGUACAACUUUUGUAGUGAUAUAAACAUUACUAAAAUAUAUAUUCAUCAUUCAAAUAUCAAAAAAGUAUUGAUGAUAGUAUUAAAUAAAAAACAGGACCGAUUUUAUCAGUAUUUGUUAUAUUUUUAAGCAUUUCUAAUAAAUAUGUUGCAUACAAAUUGAAAAAUACCCGAAUUUUGAUUGUUAAAUAAAUGGUGUACUUUUAAUGUUUUAUUAGUUUUUAUUAAUAUUAGUAAUGCCUACAUUUUUUGGAUCCCAUUUUUUGUUGUACAGUAAAAUGAAAUUUUUCAUUUUUCACAGCUGUUAACCAAGUCAAUGUGGUAAUUAUACAAUAUUCCCAAUUUUAAUUUAUUUUUUAUAACAAAGCAAUAAGACUAUCACUAAAUUUUGAAUAAAGUGAUUCGAUUAAAACAAAGUGUUUCAAUAAAUAUCUAUCAAAACUCCCAAACUAUGAAGAACUUAUAAAUAAUGUUACUUUAAUUAAUGCUAUAUCCCCUUUAUGGACACACAAAAAGGAUGUAACUCAGUUUGGUGGAGAUUGCCUUACCUAAUAUCUAAAAUGACAGCGUAAAUAUGUAUAUGGAAAAUGCACACAAAUUGUACAGAAGGGAAGAAAAUUAAAGAAGAAGAGAAGACAAAAACACGAAAAGUAGACAAUAUAUUAUAAAACAGUAAAUUUGAAUAUAUGUAAUAAUUCAGCAUUUUAAAUACUAUUGGAAAUUCAGUUAGCAUCUCAGUAGUAUUCUCUGUUAAUAUUCUUCCGAUCUAUUAUGCAGGUAUAUGAACCUGUUGACUCUAGUAAUAAGUACAAUAACCCCACGUUGCGGUGAAAUUAUUAAAUAUUUACUUUUUGAUAAAUUUGGAGUAUCGCACAUCAGUGUUGGUGAUAGCAAUUUUAGUAAGUUGUUUACUUCAUACAAUGAUAGAAAUUCCAUCACAAUGUCGUUAGUCCACUCCAUAGAAAAAUUACCAGGACACUGACCCUCCUAGUAUGUAUCAGCUUCUGAUUACCUUUGAACCGUGUUCAUUUUCCGACAAACCAUGGGAGAGCUCUCGACGCUGGCCAUAACUACAGGGUUUGGCAGUAGCCCAAGGAUCGUAAAUCACAAAUUUUUAGGAAAAUAACGCUAUUUCACUUGGCGUUUUCUAUCUCUCUUGGCGUGACACGCCACAUUCUAUUGGAUCCCAGCUUAUCACAGCGAAUGACGAGCUUUCGAUCGUCUAGCCUUUUGGAGGAGUCCGGUAAUACGGAUGUAAAGUAACAUUUACGGAGUAAAUGACGUGAAAAUACGUCAUUUACUGCAUUUUUCGUAACAGCGAGCUGCUUAAGGCAUUGACGAUUCCGGAACUUGCAAUGACAUCUUCUACAUUUACGUAGAAUGCUCUUGGACAAGAUAUUGGUAGAAUUCAAAAGAAUUAUUUAAAGCUGUGGAAAUUGGUCGUAGAAUAGUAUAUUAUGUAACGAGCAUUUAAUGAUGGUCAUUAUGAAGCGAGUAUGAGGGAUACGAAACGAGCCGUUUAGCGGUGAGUUUCGUAUAGAGUACGAGCUUCAUAAUGAUAAUUAAAUGCAAGUUGGAUACACGAUUUUUUUUAUGAUCAUCCACAACAAAAAAUAUAUUCAAAUUUAUUAAUAUUGUAACGCAAACUAAGUAGUUUGUCAGUUUGUUUAUAUAUUGAGAACUGUCAAAGCGUAUGUAUUUUACUCACCAUUGGUUACUGCGCGUGUGCCACCUUCAUCGCGAAUGCCAUAUCGCGAUUCUAUUGGUUAAAAAUCUGUAUCGUAAUGAAAAUCUGUAUCAUAAUGAAGUUUCAUUAUGAUACAGGUAGUGCAUUCAUAAUUGAUAUAUUGUAUGAGAUUAUAGUAUGAGAAUAGAAAAAAGCUAUUUAUAUAAUUGCAGAAGAUUAAAAAGAUUACAUAAAAAACACACGGCAAGUACAUUCAACCUAAAAAAUGUGAUAUAAAAUUAAUUCCACUGACUUUAAAAUAAUUUAUUGAAACUCUUUGUUUAAAUUUCACGAAACAAAUGUAAAAAUGCCAACUUCAUUUAACUGUAGACAGAAAAAUAAUUUUGUGGCUUAUGAAUGACAUCAAUUAUUAUCCAUUACUUCCACUGUUUCUGUAAAAAUGUAUUUCAAACUAAAAUAUGUGUGUUAGAUACCCGAAUCUUCAGCAGAUGAAUUUAGAGACAUAAAUCUUAUUGCCAUAAAAACACCUUAUUAACAAUUUAUGUAUUUAUAUAUACCUCACUAUAUGUCUAGUGAGAUUUUAUAUAAUUUUAAUAUUAUCAAUAUAUUUAUUUUAUAAUAAAACCAGAUGUAUGUCUUUUGUUCCAUUCUAUUGUAACAUUCCAUAGAGCUCUAUUCAAUAAAUAGAACAAUGUGAUCAAUAUAGUAAAUAUUGGCUUCUAUUAACAUUUGUAAUCAAUUCUGCCUUUAACGCCAACCUACAUCAUCAUGAGUUCUAGAGUCAAAGGGAUCUUUUAACUUCGUUUACUUUUCCAUACUGUGACUUGAAAGAUAUUUUAUAUAAUAGUCUCCCGUUUUAUACCAUUAACGCGGCUUUGGGAUUAUAUCAGAGUAGUCUGCUAUAUCUAGGGCCUACGGUAUACAAGGAAGGUAACAGGGCCAGUGCUACGCUUUAACCGCCUAUUAUUACCCCUGGUUUUACCCAAGGUACUCAUUUUAUUUAGGCUGAGUCGACCUGGUGCCUAUAGACAUUUUUAAAAAUGUCGAGCUGUUCUUGAACGCUGGAGUGCUGGGUCUCGAACCCCUACAAGCAUGCGAGUUAGACAUCGUACCGCUGAGCUACGCCGGCCCUAUUAUUUAUUUAUACCCUACAGAUUUGUUUCUAGCUUUGGGUACUCUUAAGUACCUACUGUGGACCUUGGGUUGCUCAACAUUUUCCUUUCUGAGCCGUUCUUGCUCAACCACCGGACAUGUUUCUUUACCGAGUUUAAUGUUUUUUUGAUUAUUUUUUAGUAGCCGUAUUAUUUUUUUUCACCUUCGAAAAUAUUGUCUGUUCGGGAUAUAGUUCUAUAGGUACUUUUCAUUGCUUGCCUUGUUUGUCUGUUCCUGAUUAACUCUUGUCCCACGAGAAUAUAAUGCUAAUAAACUUAUGUAGUCAGCAAGAAUCUCAUGUAACAUAGUAGUGACUAAUAUAAGCCAUUCCCCAGUCCUGCAACUUAAUUUCUGAGUUUCAUGUGAUUUUCAUCCACCUAGCUGGCCAAUUAAGGCAAGCCUAUACAUCAGUAAGUACUUUUUCAACAAAUAAAUUUUUUCUUUAUUUGAAACCAAUUUAUUCUUUCGUUUAUAAUAAGCAGGUGACUGUGGUAAACUUUGGGUAAGGAAUAAACAGUGUGUUUCGAACGUUUUAAAGUUCGUCCGUCAAGUCUAUAAUAUAUUCCGAAAUGCAGCGGUAUAUUAAUUUGUUUAUGGAUAUUUUAAAUUGACUGGCAAAACAAAAUCAAAAUAUAAUUUUCGAAACUACUGGACUUAAGCUUUCAUCUCAUAUUUUUUGUUUUUUUUUCUGAAAACUGCCUCCAUUUUUGCUUAUCCCCUCUAACUCUGAAGCAAAAGUUUGGUGAAGCUCCGACAUAUUUUGUAAUGUGGUCCAUAUACCUUGUUGCUGAUCUUCCCUGGGCUCUCGCUCCUUGCACCAUCCCCGUAAUGCCAGCUUUUCCAGGCUAUCUCUAAGCACCACAGGACCAAAAUAAGCGGUGAUUUUUUCGGUCACAAUAUUUCAAAGCCUACUUGUAACAUGCAGCUGUCUAAGGAUAGACUCGUUGGUUCUUCUUGGGUUUUGUUGGGUCCAGGGUAUUCGCAACAUUCUUCGAUAGCAAAACAACUCUCACCCGUCUAUAGUGCGUUUAUCAACGUCCUUCAAAGACCAGCAUUCAGAUUCAUAUAGAAUGGAGAAGACCAUUAUUUUUACAAGCCGUUGUAAUGUUAUAAUCAUCUGCCUUUCUCAAUCCACUGCUGGACAUAGGCCUCCCCUGUUUGUCUCCAAAGUGUUCUAUCUUGUGCUUUCUGCAUCCAGUUUUUUGUUGUCCUUCGUAAGUAAUCUUGCCAUCGUGUUGGUGGUCUUCCUCUGCUACGUUUAUCGGCUCUUGGUCUCCAUUCAACUAGUUUGCGAGUCCAUCUUCCGUCCUUCAUUCUGGCAACGAGUCCAGCCCAUUUCCACUUUAAGCUACAGCUUCUUUCAAUGACGUCUAUUACUUUGGUCUAAGCUCGUAGAUCUUCGUUUCUAAUCCUGUCUCGCAGAGUGGCCCAUAUCAUUGAUCGCUCCAUUCUUCUCUGCGCUACUCUUAGUUUUUGUGCGUUUUUCUUUGUGAGCGAUAAUGUUUCUGCACCAUAGGUCAUCACCGGUAGCACGCAUUGGUCGAAAACUUUUUUCUUCAUGUUAGUUAAAAUGUCACUCUUAAAAAUGUUCCUAAGAGCUCCGUAUGCUGCCCAUCUUUGUAUUAUUUUUCUGGAUACUUCGGUUGUUUGAUUGUCCUUACCUAUCUUAAUUUCGUGACCCAGAUAUAUAUUUGUCUGCCAGUUCUAUUUGUUCAUUUUGUAUUUCAAGGUGUUUACUUGGUACUAAGUUCGUCAUAUAUUUUGUUUUUGUUAUAUUCAUUUUUAAGCCUAUUUUAUGACAUGCUGUACUAAGUUCUUCCAACAUUUUCUUUAUUUGUCCCAAAUCGUGUGCAAUCAGCACUAUAUCGUCUGCGUAGCUUAGGUGGUGUAGCAUCUCUCCUUCCACAUUUAUUUCUUUAUCACCCCAUUCGAGGGUUUUGAUCGCUUUUUCUAGAGCCGAUAUGAAAAGUUUAGGUGACAACGUAUCCCCUUGACGGAUACCUCUUUGGAUUUUUAUUUGGUUGCUGUUAGCGUGUAGUUGUAUCGAGCUUGUCGCAUUUUUAUAUGUAUUACAUAUUAGCCUCGAAUAUCGGCUAUCAGUGCGGCUCUCGUUUAGUGCUUCUAUAACACUGUCGAGUUCUACUGAGUCGAAUGCUUUGUGGAAAUCUAUGAAUACUAAAACUAAGGGCUUGUUAUAUUCUAUGGAUUUUUCGAUGAGUUGUUGUAUUGUUUGGAGGUGAUCGUUGGUUCCAAAGUUUGUUCUGAAUCUAGCUUGUUGUUAGCCAACCAACUUGUUGUUAGCCUCUCACCUGAUCACAACCUUGUGCUAAUUCCGAGCAAGGAUGACAUACAUCCACAUGUGAUACAUUUUUAAUCUUAAGACAUCGACUUAUUGUCGAUUACUAUACAGCUCAUAAUGUAGCAAUAAUGUUAUUUUGAGGUUUUACACCUAUUCAAGUGGCUAGUUUCAAUUACUUGUACACUGGACGUUUACACUGAGGAUGGUCAGUUUGACCGAAAACGUUUUGUACAACCACUCCCUUGUGGAUGAAUUUUAAAAAAAAUUUUUUAAUAUAUUUAUAAUAUACCUAUAUACAACAGAAGUGUUUACUUCAUUCUACGUUGUCUUAACAAAGGUAUACAGCCAACUACAGGGUUUACCCUUUUAAAGUUUUAAUCUUGUGGUGAUUACUCUCGUGAAAAGUUUAUAAAGAUGGUUUAACCACUGAUUGGUCGGUAAUUUUCAAGAUCAGUUUUUUCUCCUUUUUUGUACAGAAGAAUUGUUUUGGCUUUAUUCCAUUCAGAUGGUAUGGAUUUCUUUGUCGAACAUAGAUUAAAGAGAUCUUUUAUUUUUCUCAUUAGAGGUUCACCGCCAUUCUUAACAGCAUCGAUCACUAUUCCAUCGUCUGGAGAAUGAAAUCCAAUAAAUCACCAAAAGAUGAUGGAAAAGACGAUGUGAUGUUAUGGCUUUUCAUAUUUUGGUGAGCUUCUUCAUCGCUCAAUUGGACCUUUUUAUUUAUUUGCUGCAUCCGUCGGAGUUGGUUAUCAGUUCCGUCAAUUAUUUCAAGGAUUAGGUGGAAAGCGUUGAUCAUCUGCGUACCUUAAGUUGUUGACUCUUCUACCGUCAAUGAAUAUACCCCCUUCCAAUUCUGAGAUUGCUUCGGGCAUAAUGGCUUUCACCCUUAAAAACCCUGAAGGAUUAGGCGAAAAGCGUUGAUCAUCUGCGUAUCUUAAGCUGUUGAUUCUUCUACCUCCAAUGGAUAUACCUUCUUUCGAUUCUGCGAUUGCUUCGGGCAUAAUGGCUUUCACCCUUGAAAACCCUGAUUGUCUCCGUCAGUUCCUCAUGCGCCCUCACUUUUACUAUGUUUUCUACGUAGAUGUUAACUAGCAAUGUCAUUAGGUGUUUUGGAGCGCUCAUUUCCUCCGAUAACGAUAUUUCCACAUUCUGCCCCAUCUGAUCAAUUCUGACACUGAACUCUUGGCCGGAUUGUUGAGUAACUUCACUAUUUUAACAGUCGUUGGCGUUUCUGUUAAGGUUAACUGACUUAUUUUUUAAUAUAGAUUUACCCCUAACCUUUACCCCUAAGGACUAAUUUACCCCUUUCUCAAAAACGUACCCCUUUAAAUGGUAGCACUCCGCGGUUUUUUCAUAUUUAGAGGUCCAUUGACUAUAUUAAACAAUAAAACCCCGUUAACGUUGUAGUUCCUUUCUAUAAUACAUAAUCAAUAGCCUACUUAACUGACUUCUUUUUUUAAGAUAGAUAAUAAUCUUGAAAAUACAAUGUAAGAAUAUGUGAUAUUUUAAAGCAAGCUAUUACUUAUAAAAAAUAUUUAAGGUUAUUUAAUUUUAUUUUCUAACGCCUAGGUGUCUAAGCUAUUAAAAUAAUAUAAAAUAAUCCUAGAUAAUGAACGACUUUUGGGCAUUAGUUACUUACUAAUUUUUUAAGAGCGAUUUUAUAAGUGUUUUUAUGUCUCGAAAUUCAGAUUAUUUCCCCGAUCUUCUAUACCAGAAUUGUUAAUAUUUAAGAUUUCUUCAAGACAAAUAUUGAGAAAAACAGGAACUACCUAUUUACUGUGUAUAUUCUCCGCAAUAUGGAAUAUGCAAUAUUUAGUCAAAGAGUGGACCAGGGUCUUCAAGUAGCAAAUAUUUGUCAAUUCAGGUUACUAUUUCUCAAGCACAAAAUAAAAUUUGGUUUGCAUAUCAAUUUAAAAUAUUAGGAAAAUUUACAUCAUUUUUUAUAAUAAUUCCUUUUUUAUAAUCUUGUUCGAGAGUAUUUCAGUCAAGCUAAUAAAGUACGAAGAAAAAUAGCAACCUGAAUAGACAAGUCAGAAAAUUAAAUGUAAUUGUAACUAUUAAUGUUAAUAUGUUAUUUCGAAUACCUAUUUUUUAUUUAUUUGAAAAUAUGGCUGUAGCACUACGAUGUUCGUAUGGGCUACACCGUACUUAAUAUGAAUGUGUUCCUAUACUGACAUCACAUCUCAGUGUGUAUUUAAAUAAAAACUAUUACAAAUACAA